AUGGCGAUCUACUUCCGGCUGAAGCCGAUAGUGGCGCCGCACGCGGAGAAGGUGGCGACUCCUGUCGGGGAGCGACUGCAGCGCUACUGGCCGUGGCUGAAGUGGUCACGAAAAAUUACCAUCUCUCUGUAUGUGUUUCAGUCCGAGUCCCCGCUGAUGAUUAAACCUUACAUCAAGGACAUGACUAAGUCGGAGCUACACGCCAUCAUGACGGGAGGCUUUGCAACGGUCGCUGGAUCCGUGCUCGGAGCUUACAUCAAGUUCAACGUGAGCGCCAGUCACCUGUUGUCGGCGUCUGUGAUGUCGGCACCGGCGGCCCUCGCCAUCUCUAAACUCUUCUAUCCGGAGACGGAGCCGUCAAAGACGAUGACGGCCGAGGACGUCACGCUGCCGAAAGGGAAGGAGGUGAACGUUGUCGAGGCGGCAGCUAACGGCGCGUCGACGUCUAUCAAGCUCGUCGCCAACAUCGCUGUCAACCUGAUAGCCUUCCUCGCCUUCCUAGCUCUCAUCAACGCCCUGCUCAGCUGGUUCGGUUCUCUCCUCGGACACCCGGAGGUCACCUUCGAGGUACAAAGGUCGUGA
Priapulus caudatus is the source of this 582-nucleotide messenger RNA. RefSeq names its product solute carrier family 28 member 3-like. The coding region runs from base 1 to 582 and encodes 193 amino acids. The transcript is spliced from 5 exons. Gene Ontology annotation, biological process: nucleoside transmembrane transport. Gene Ontology annotation, cellular component: membrane. NCBI's taxonomy places the organism in Eukaryota, Metazoa, Priapulida, Priapulimorpha, Priapulimorphida, Priapulidae. The record is from RefSeq and is a predicted model, not a curated record. Gene Ontology annotation, molecular function: nucleoside:sodium symporter activity.